This is a messenger RNA of Paramecium octaurelia, 441 nucleotides long. Lineage: Eukaryota; Ciliophora; Oligohymenophorea; Peniculida; Parameciidae. The record is from the annotation of a GenBank genome assembly.
AUGUCAAUAAAUAAUUUAAGUUGGGAAUAAGUAGAAAAUCCUUCUAAAACAAAAUUUAAACAACUUUAUUUAAAUAAAUAUAGAAUUAAACUAGGUUUAUUUUCAAAUCAUAAAGAAUAAUUGCCAAAAUCAGUAUCUACAUUAAUUAAUAUUUAGAAACCCAAACAUAGAAAUAUUUCAAUUAAAGAAUUAGAUCAUCUCAUUAAACCAGAAAUGAUAAAAGCUAAAAUGAUGCCAGAUAAUUAAAAGGUACUCACAGCCUAACUAUUAAACAAAAUUACAUAAAAAUAAUUAGAAUAAGAAUAUUUUUGUCAAUUUCCUGAGAUUGCGUAAAAAAAAGAAACAAAAAAAAAAAGAUCUAAAACUGAGCAACAUCAGAACAAUUAAUAUAAUAAAUUACAAAAAACUUUUGCUAGAACUGCUUAUUUGAUUGUAAUAUGA